UAUCCAGACUCGUUUGACCGUCCGUCGACGGGCCUAUUCUUAGAACAGCCUCCACAAAAAGCAAGUGGCCGGCCAAAGAAUAUGAGGCCUAAGUUGCUCGACCUCUCGAAACAAACACGCACUUAAGCUUCCACAGCCCCCCUGCUUCCGACGAAAAUGCAGCUCAUUCCGUCGAGCCAUCUCCUCUAGCUCGCCUCACCUCUUCUCCCUUGUGCUGCUUGACCCGGCCGGCAUGUCGCGGCUCUCGAUGGCGACGCUGCUCCUGCUCUCCCUUGCGCUGGCGACGGCCCCGCGCCUCGCCGUCGUGGAGGCGGUCGUCGUGGAAGGCCUGAGGGUGGGGUUCUACAACAGGACGUGCCCGGACGCCGAGCAGGUGGUCCGCGACGUGGUGAUGAACGACUACGCCAUGGACCACACCAUCGCCCCGGGCCUCAUCCGCAUCUUCUUCCACGACUGCUUCAUCACGGGGUGCGACGCGUCCAUCCUGCUGGACGAGUCCCCGUCGGGCGACGUCCCGGAGAAGGAGUCGUCGGCGAACGGGUUCACCCUGCACGGCCUGCAGACGAUCGACGUGGCCAAGGCGAGCAUCGAGGCCAUGUGCCCGCGCACGGUGUCGUGCUCCGACAUCCUGUCGUUCGCGGCGCGCGACGCGGCGGUGGCGGCGGGGCUGCCGAGCUACGAGGUGGCCGGCGGGCGGCGCGACGGCACGCACUCCCGGAUGGACGACCUGCCGGGCAACUUCCCGGUGCCGGGGCACACGGUGCCGCGGCUGACGGAGCUGUUCGCGAGCCGGGGCCUGUCGCAGGAGGACCUGGUGACGCUCUCCGGGGCGCACUCCAUCGGGGGCGCGCACUGCUUCAUGUUCUCCAACCGCAUCUACGGCUUCUCCAAGACGGCGGACAUCGACCCGUCGCUGGACCCGGCGUUCGCGCAGCGGCUGCGGAAGAUGUGCCCGCGGCCCAGGCCGGACGACAACCCGCAGCAGGCGCCCAAGGUGAACUUCGACGAGCGCACCGGGGAGAAGCUGGACAACGCCUACUACCAGGAGCUGCUGGCGCGGCGGAGCCUGCUGACCUCGGACAACACGCUGGCGCUGGACCCGCAGACGAGGCCGCUGGUGGAGCAGUACGCCAAGGACGACGCGCUGUUCCAGCAGAGGUUCGGGGAGGCGAUGCAGAAGGUGAGCGCGCUGGACGUGAUCAUCAAGAAGAACAAGGGGCAGAUCAGGCGGGACUGCCGGAUGGUGAACAAGGCCAGGGGGGUACGCUGGAUGCCCAUCCACUUUCUCAAGCCCCCCAAGCACCCCAUGCUCCAGAUGAUCAACUGGUUCAUCCGUGGCUUCCAGCAGAACUAAUUAAGUUGCCUUUGCCAUCCGUCUCCAUCUCCAUCUGCUCUCCUACUCCAUCCGGCGCAGCUGUCAAGUUUAAGUUUCACUGCUGCAUUGGUCGCCAUUUUAUUAUUAUUACUGUCUUCGGUCUAAUGAUGAAUAUGGCUUUAGCCAAUCAUGUACUCAUAUAUGUCAUGCUUGUGCCGUUUGUACGUUUACUUAUCAACUGGGAAUAAUUUGUACGUUCACCGAAACCGAAUAAACCAACCCUUGGUA
Messenger RNA from Triticum urartu, 1603 nucleotides. Its product is annotated as peroxidase 5-like. The record is from RefSeq and is a predicted model, not a curated record. Gene Ontology annotation, biological process: hydrogen peroxide catabolic process; response to oxidative stress. NCBI's taxonomy places the organism in Eukaryota, Viridiplantae, Streptophyta, Magnoliopsida, Poales, Poaceae. Gene Ontology annotation, molecular function: peroxidase activity; heme binding.